Molecule: messenger RNA, 480 nt
Organism: Entrophospora sp. SA101
Lineage: Eukaryota; Fungi; Glomeromycota; Glomeromycetes; Entrophosporales; Entrophosporaceae
Source: the annotation of a GenBank genome assembly
AUGGUGGAAGAAGGGUUUGUUUCUGUUAAUGCAAAUCAGAACAAUUUAAACUCGCCAUUACCACCACCAAUGCUGUUACCACUAGUUAUAUCAACAAUUGUUUCGUCGCAAACUUCACCAUUUUUCCUACCGCCAUUAAAUGUCAAUAACCCUAAUCGGAUUCCAUCAUUUUACGCAAUUUCACAACUAAAUGGUGAACAAAUAUCACCUACAUCACCAAUUGGUACAUCACCAAUUGGUCCAUCAUCUUCAUCAUCAAUAAUUACUAGAGUUGCAGCAGCAAAAGCAAAUUUUAAUUCAUCUAGCAAUGGUAUUAUUAUCAAUUUACCAGAUAGUCCUAAUGGGCUUACACUUUCAGAUGCUUUAAUGAUUGAAAAAAGAAAAGUCACACCAGAAAGGAAAAAAUCGUUGAUAUCUGCUGAGAGAAGAAUGACACUCAGAGGAUGGUCGUUUAAUAGGAAUAGAAGUUCAACUAAUUAA